This is a messenger RNA of Echinops telfairi (small Madagascar hedgehog), 723 nucleotides long. RefSeq names its product IZUMO family member 3 (gene IZUMO3). Lineage: Eukaryota; Metazoa; Chordata; Mammalia; Afrosoricida; Tenrecidae. The transcript is spliced from 7 exons. The record is from RefSeq and is a predicted model, not a curated record. The coding region runs from base 1 to 723 and encodes 240 amino acids.
AUGGGUGACCUGUGGUUACUCUUUCUCCUUUCCCUAUCUGUAGUAGCUUUCCGUGAGGUCAAAGGCUGUCUGGAAUGUGACCCCAAAUUCACAGAAGAUAUUAAGACCUUGAUAGAAAAGCUGAUCCCCUCAGAAGUCCCUGGUCGAAACUUCCUUGUUCAACGGCAAAUUAAGGAGAUUAUCCAUACCAGCUCCACCGUCCCCCACAGGAACAAGAUGCUCCGGGUGUUGGAUGUCCACAAUGUUGUUAACUUGAGAAAAUGGCUGAAAACCGAAAUUGAGAAACUGGAAAAAGAAACAUGGAAAGGUGCCUUUAUCCUUCAAGGCAAGCUUCUUGAAGUCCGGCAGAACCUGGAGUCCAAAAUGAAGGAAUCAUUAAAGACAUUCUCUGAUGUUGCUUGUUCCGAAGAUUGCAUUGUGACUGAAGGUCCCGUUCUUGAUUGUUGGAGCUGUCUUCGUAUCACCACCCACUGCUUCAAAGGGGAGUAUUGUGGAGAUGAAUCAAGGAAGGCUGAGAAUCGAGAGAUCACACUAUUUCUGAUAUUGCUGGCAGAAGCGGUAGUGUUUGGAAGCUCUUUGUUACUAUUCUAUGUGUGUGUAUCUCAUCGGAGGAAGAUGAAGGAAAUACGAAAAUCACUGAACUCAUAUUUAGAGAAGAAGCUUGAAGAACUAAUGGGGAUGGUAGAGGAGAAGAAAAGGAAAGACAGCAGGACCCGAAAAUAA